AGAUAUUAAAGGAAAUGGCACACAGGUGUUCAAACUUCUCAACUCUCGUUCUGCUUGAAUUGGGGGAGGAGCGACAGCCUGCAUCCCCUGUAAAAUCCUUCCAUUUCGCUCUGUCCUAGAUGUCACAGAUCUUCACAGCAUCAAGGAAGCUGCCAAUAAAGUAGAAGAGUAUAUGGCAGGGUGUGGCCUCACCCUGCUCAUAAACAAUGCCGGCAUUGCUUGUGAAACUACUCUGGACUCCGAGAAUGCCCAGAGUAUGGCAGCCGUGUAUGCCACCAACACCACUGGGCCCAUGCUGGUGUGUCAGGCAUUCUUGCCUUUGCUUAAGAUGGCUGCCCAGAGAAGCAGCCACAAUGGGAUGAGCUGCAUCAAAGCGGCUGUGGUCAACAUGUCCAGCAGCUAUGGCUCCAUCUCGGUUAUUGAUGGGUGGGAAUGGAAGGAAGACAUUGGCUAUCGCUGCAGCAAGGCUGCUUUGAACAUGCUGACACGCUGCCAGGCACUGGGCUACGGCCCCUGGGGGAUCCUGUGUAUCGCUAUCCACCCUGGAGGAGUGAAAACCCACCUGGGAGCAGAGCAGGGAGUACUGACUGUGGCCGCCAGUACGAGAGGAAUCUUACAGGUGCUUUCCAGCCUCUCUGCCAAGGAUAAUGGGGCCUUUCUAAACUGGGAAGGACAAAUUGUCCCAUGGUGAGGAGAAGAGAGGGAGGCAGAAGAUGGGACGCUCCCGUAAGUCCUGAGAAGGAACCCAGAGUCUUGCAAGAGGUGGGAAGAGCCACAGUUUGUGUUCUUCUGCUCAAAGUGGAAGGCAAUUAAAGGAGUUCUUGGAUUAGA
This is a messenger RNA of Rhineura floridana, 831 nucleotides long. Its product is annotated as C-signal-like. The transcript has 5 exons. Bases 173 to 691 code for a protein of 172 amino acids. Lineage: Eukaryota; Metazoa; Chordata; Lepidosauria; Squamata; Rhineuridae. The record is from RefSeq and is a predicted model, not a curated record.